Molecule: messenger RNA, 591 nt
Organism: Nannospalax galili (Upper Galilee mountains blind mole rat)
Lineage: Eukaryota; Metazoa; Chordata; Mammalia; Rodentia; Spalacidae
Gene: Rd3l
Product: retinal degeneration 3 like
Exons: 2
Coding region: 1-591 (196 amino acids)
Source: RefSeq, a predicted model, not a curated record
AUGCCAUUUUUUGGAUGGAUGAAAUGGCCAAAAAAUGAUUCCUACAAACAUACACACUAUGCUGGCUCAGACGCAGUGACAAAGACUCUGCUUCGAGAAUUAAAAUGGCAUCUAAAGGAACGGGAGAGAUUAAUACAAGAGAUUGAAAAUGAACAGAAAGUGAAAAAGACUGGCGUCGAUUACAACUGGCUGAGAAGCGGCCAGAAUUCCCACACAACCAUCUCAGCUACUGAACAAAGGCAACUUGAAGUUCUUUGCUCCCAAGUGCAGCCUUGCCAAACUGGAACUAUCCUCAGCAGAUUCCGAGAACUUCUAGCGGAAAAUGAUGUACUGCCAUGGGAAAUAGUCUACAUCUUCAAGCAAGUUCUGAAAGACUUCCUGAGCAGCCCUGACAGAGGGAGUCAGCAUGCUAGCCUGCAGGACUCCAGCUGUCCCCCUCUUACUGCACUCCCAGGUGAAAGCUCGUCUGCAAGGCCAGGCAAAGAUGAAAUACCCACCAUUUCAAGUUACGUAGACAGAAGCACCAAGAACAGGUUUCCAUGCUGCUCACACAGAGUAUGGAACCUCCCAUACUACCAUCCAUCAAGUUAA